AACCAUAACGAGAAAACGACCGCUAACUAUUACUCUUUACCGAAUUAUAACCGAAUGAUGGGCUUUGUACGUUUUUGAAAAAAAAAAUAUAUUCACCCGACCGGAAGCCGCUAACAGCUGACGACGGCUCGCAGGUGAAGAUGUCACAGCCAUGUUUGGCCACCCCUGCCGCUGCCGCUCGGGGCUGUGAGGAGGCGAUUUAAACCUCGCUCGACGUGAACAACGACGGCGAAUCGUCGCCGACGAGCGGUGGAAUAACGGAGGGGGACGUGGCGAACUUCGAGCGCGGGAGGUUGGCGGCGUUGGGCGGCGAGGAGGCGAGGGGGAGCGAGGCGAAAGCGGCCCGGUGCGGCAAUGGCGGGGAAGGGCGAGAUGCCGGCCUGCUAGAUGAGCGAGCGGGGUGUGAAUUAAUUACAUCGGCAGUGUUAAUUAAUUAGCUAGGUAGCUAAUUAUAGCUGGCUGCUGUUGGUGGUGCUGGUGCGUCCCGACAGGCAGCCGAGCCAGCCGGCGGUUGUUGCUGUUCGACUGCACGUGUACAACAGCAGUUUUGCUGUUGUAGUGUGUGUGGCAGGCGAACCACAACCACCACCACCACCCCCAUCCACCCACUGAGUGGCGGAGACGGUUCAAGCAAAUCCGUGCUGUGGUUCUUGUCAUCCUUCGUGCCAUUCAUUGCUUCGGAGUGCUUGGACGCUGGAGACGAUGGAGCUGAUGCUGGCCGAGUGGGACGAGGCAGAGCGCUUCUCCUUCGAGGACAGUGACCGCUUCGAGGAGGAUUCGCUCUGCUCCUGGAUCUCGGAGCCCGAGUCGCUCUGCCAGAACUGGCGCGGGUGGAAGCGCGCGUCCGCAGGGCCCAACUCCCCGACUUCCAAGCUCAGAGCAGAAGGGCAGGUGUCGCCGCUGGUGGAGCUUGCGGCGCGGCAGGUGGCGCUGCACAUCCCGUUCGAGGUGGUGGAGAAGGUGUACCCGCCCGUGCCCGAGCAGCUGCAGCUUCGCAUCGCUUUCUGGAGCUUCCCAGAGAAUGAGGAGGACAUCCGGUUGUACUCGUGCCUCGCCAACGGGAGUGCCGACGAGUUUUCGCGGGGAGAGCACCUCCUGAAAGCCCGGGCCGUGAAGGACCCUCUGCAAAUAGGCUUCCACCUGAGCGCGACGGUGGUGCCGCCCCAGAACAUCUACCAGGCGAAGGGCGCCUACAACGUGGCCGUCAUGUUCGACCGCUGCCGCAUCACCUCCUGCAGCUGCACGUGUGGCGCCGGAGCCAAGUGGUGCUCGCACGUGGUGGCCCUGUGCCUCUUCCGCAUCCAGAACGCCUCGUUAGUUUGCCUGCGCGCACCCGUGUCUGAGUCCCUCUCGCGUCUCCAGCGAGACCAGCUCCAGAAGUUUGCUCAGUACCUCAUCAGCGAAUUACCUCAACAGAUUCUGCCGACUGCCCAGCGACUCUUGGAUGAGCUGCUGUCAUCUCAGACCACGGCCAUUAACACUGUAUGCGGGGCUCCAGAUCCUACGGCAGGGCCCUCUGCCUCGGACCAGAGCACCUGGUACCUGGAUGAGGCCACGCUCAGCGAUAACAUCAAGAAGACACUGCACAAGUUCUGCGGGCCCUCUCCCAUCGUGUUUAGCGACGUGAACUCGCUGUACCUGUCGUCCACCGAGCCCCCCGCGGCUGCCGAGUGGGCCUGCCUGCUGCGGCCCCUGCGCGGACGCGAGCCCGAGGCCAUCUGGAACCUGCUGUCGAUCGUGCGCGAGAUGCUGCGGCGGCGCGACAGCAACGCCGUGCCGCUGCUGGAGAUUCUCACCGAGCUGUGCCUCGCUUGCGAGCAGAUUGCGGCGUGGUGGUACAACGUGCGCACGUCGGCGUCGCACAACAGCGCGAGCGGGCACACGGGCCGCCACGGCAACAGCAGCGGGCAGUCGGAGGUGGCGGCGCACGCGUGCGCCAGCAUGUGCGACGAGACGGCGGCGCUGUGGCGACUCGCCGUGCUUGACCCCGCCGUCAGCCCCCACAGACGCCUGGAGCUUUCCGAGCGACUCCGCGAGUGGCACCUGCGUGUGCUAGAGGUGGCCAAGAGGGGCCAGUCCCGCAAGAGCCAGGAGCACCUCUUUCUGGGUUUCAAGCCGGCGCUAGAGGCCUGCUACCUCAACUGGGAGCAAGUGUGCCCCAUUCCCGGAAUCACCUACUCCGGCGGUCCGGGCGGCGUGACCGGAGCGUGCGGUGGCGCCGCUCCGCACGACAAGAAGCCUCCGCGCAGACCGUCGCCGGCACCAGCCACCACCACCACGGUCCCCGGGCGGCCCAAGUCGGCCUCGCCCAACUGCUGCCCCAAACCGCCAGGUUCGCUUGGCUUCUCCAAAUCGUCUGUUGGGGCCUGCACCGGGAAGCUGACCGUCACGGGCUGCCCCAAGCACUUGCAGCCACGGCAGCAUCUUGGGGUGGCGGCCUCGGCUAACGGCAAGGGUUUGCUCGACGGCGGGAUGGCACUGCUGCCAAAAAUGCCGGCGGUGAGGGACGGUGCCAUUGCCGCACAGCUGGCGAAGGCGGUGCUGAAGAGCCCGCCUUCGACGGACUCCUCCGUCCGCCCAAAAGACGUGUCUAAGCGGAAAGGGGGUGGCGGUGGCGGCAGUGGCAACGCCUUGGUUUCGCCAGGAGACGGUUCGAGACCCGGCCAGUUGAAAUCCGGCGCGGAUGCCUCAGAGAAAGCCUCGUCGGCAGCGGCGGCUUUGACGGUGACGCCAGUAGCAGCGGCGUCGGGCGGCAUGGCUUGUGGCCGCGGGAAGCAUGGCUCGGCGAAGACGACGUCCGGCAUUGCGGCCGGCAAGGCGGCGUCGAAGCGCGCGGUGAGCAGCGAGGAGGACGGGGACAGCUGCCUCGAGCCGGACAUGGUGGAGCUGCGACCGGACGAGAGCGGUUUGGCGCUCGGCGCCGAGGCCUGCAACACCUUCGCCUCGGACGGCGAGAUUUUCGGCGGCGAGUCGGCCUCAGACGCCUUCGAGAAGGGCCGCCCCAAAGACCCGUCCGACAAAGGCUCUGACGGGAAGGUGGCGGCGGCGGCAGCGGUAGCGGCAGCAGCAGCAGCAGCAUCCGCGUCGCCAGGGGCUGUGGUCAAGCGGAGCACGGAUGCGGCGGGCAAGCUCCUAAAAUCCAGCUCCGAGUCCAGCGGCAGUGGUGGCGAGGCGUCGGUAGACGGCAAGGAGACGGUGGUGGGCGACGGCGCGGGGGACGUGAAAGCGGCCGAGCCGAAGCAGGGGGACGGGGCAGCGAAGGUGGACGCUGCUGGGCUGCAGAACGGCGCGGCCGUGGUGGCGACACCGGAGGCGGGGCCGUCCGCCGCCGCCGCCGCCCCCGUUGUUGGCGCGCGUGUGGAGGGGGUGGCCAUUCCCCCGGAAAAUCAGGACGACUACAACCUGUACUUCUACAUAUCGGUGGAUGCGGCCAAGGAGGAGGAUAAGCCGCCCGAGAGCGUGGUGGAGGAGAAAGAAGACGUGUUUGCAGGAGUCCGGCCGUUGGAGCUGGAGAGCUUCAUGGAGGUGCUGUUCGCCUGUGCCGAGGCCCUGUACUCGCACGGCUAUGCGGCGGAGGCGUGCCAGCUCGCCAUCGAACUCGCCAACGAGCUCCUGGGCAGCCCUCCUGAUCUCAAAGUGGAGCAGCCGCAGACCAAGGGCAAGAAGGCGAAGGUGUCGACGCACCGGCAGACGCUGCUGGCGGCCAGCACGCUCUCCAAGGCCGCCUUCCUCAUCUCCGUGCUGAGCGAGCGGUCCGAGCUGCACGGCCUCGCCUUCGUCGUUGGCCUCUUCGCCCUGGAGCUGCAGCGGCCUCCGGCCUCCACCAAAGCCCUGGAGGUUCGCCUGGCCUACCAGGAGUCGGAGAUCAUGGGGCUGCUCAAGAAGAUCCCGCUGGGCGUGACGGAGAUGAGCGUGAUUCGCGAGCGCGCCGAGCAGCUGCGCGAUGGCGGGUUCUGCGACUACCGUCCGGUGCUGCCCCUCAUGCUGGCAAGCUUCAUCUUCGACGUGCUGUGCACUCCCGUUGUUUCAUCCACCGGGUCGAGACCUCCGAGCCGGAACAGGAACUCGCAGCUUCCGGGAGACGAGGAGCUGGGCUUUGAAGCGGCCAUCACCGCUCUAGGCCUGAAGACGACGGUGAGCGAGGCGGAGCACCCGCUGCUGUGCGAGGGCACGCGGAGGCAGAAGGGAGACCUGGCCCUAGCGCUGCUCAUCACCUACAAGGACGACCAGGCCAAGCUCAAGAAGAUUCUGGACAAGCUACUGGACCGCGAGAGCACCACGCACAAGCCGCAGACCCUCAGCUCGUUCUACUCGUCUGGCGGCAAGCCUGCCAAUCAGAAGUCACCCUCCAAGCACGGCAGCCAAUCGGCGUCCUCGCUGCACCACAGUGGGGGUAGCCACGGCAACCACCCGGGGAAUGCCGGGAGUGCCGCCCUGCCGCUGCGGACUGCCGCCGCCUCCGACACAUUUCAGGAGGGCCUUGUACAGCAAGACUGCGCCCAGCCGCGUAGCGGCGUGGCCGAUGGGCCUGCAGGGACGGCGACGGACGCGACCGGGGUCUCGGGUCGACCUGAGGGGAAGGUGACGGGCCGGCUUCUGCUGGGGUCUCGCGGCGUCUUCAACGGACGCUCGUGGGGGUCGCCCGUCCGGCCCAAGAAGAAGCACACGGGAAUGGCGAGCAUCGACAGCAGCGCGCCCGAGACGACGUCGGACAGCUCCCCGACGCUGGCGCGGCGCCCCACGGGGCCUCGCGGGGGCUGGGGCUGCACGUCGUGGGCACGGGGCCAGGACAGCGACAGCAUCAGCAGCAGCUCGAGCGACUCGCUCGGCUCGUCCUCCUCCAGCGGCAGCCUCGGCCCCGCCGGCGGCGUCGGCGGCGUCGGCGGCGUCGGCGGGGGCCCCACCGUUAGUGGGCGCAGCAAGGCCGGGGAGAUGAUCCGCUACAAGGGCCGCCGGGCCGAGUGCCACGCACCCCACGUGCCCAACCAGCCGUCGGAGGCCGCCGCCCACUUCUACUUCGAGCUGGCCAAGACGGUGCUCGUGAAGGCGGGCGGCAACAGCAGCACGUCGCUGUUCACGCACCCUUCGUCGAGCGGCGGCCACCAGGGACCCCACCGCAACCUGCACCUGUCGGCCUUCGAGAUAGGCCUCUACGCGCUGGGGCUGCACAACUUCGUGUCGCCCAACUGGCUGUCGCGCACCUACUCCUCCCACGUGUCCUGGAUCACGGGCCAAGCGAUGGAGAUCGGCAGCGCGGCGCUCAACAUCCUGGUGGAGUGCUGGGAUGGUCACCUGACGCCGCCCGAGGUGGCCUCGCUGGCCGACCGGGCGUCACGUGCUCGCGACCCCAACAUGGUGCGCGCCGCCGCGGAGCUGGCGCUCAGCUGCCUGCCCCACGCGCACGCCCUCAACCCCAACGAGAUCCAGCGCGCGCUGCUGCAGUGCAAGGAGCAGGACUCGCAGAUGCUGGAGAAGGCGUGCGUGGCCGUCGAGGAGGCUGCCAAGGGAGGCGGCGUCUACCCGGAGGUUCUCUUCGACGUUGCCCACCAGUGGCACUGGCUGUACGAGCAGACGCUGGGCGGGCACGCGCGUGGCGACGGCGCCGGCGGCUCGGAGCACGGCCACCGCCACGCGGAUCGAGAGCACUCGCCCGGCAGCCACCACCACCACCACCAGCAGCAGCAGAGGGGUGGUGGCAACCCACACGCUGUAUCCUUCUCGGCCGUGACGCCCUCCUCUUCCUCCUCCUCCUCCUCUGCCGCCACCGCCGCCGUGGUCUCCCCGUCGCCGUCCUCGCGCUGCCACGCUGUGGUGGCACCCUCGCAGGCCGUGCAGGCUCUGUACCAGGCGCAGCCGGGUGGGCACGUGACCACCGUGCAGCGAGCUGGCGCGGUUAUGCACCAGCAGCAGCAGCAACAGCAGCAGCAGCACCAUCACCAGCAGCAGCAGCAGCACCAGCAGCAGCAACAGCAGCAGCAACAGCAGCAGCAGCAGCAGGCCGCGUUUGCGUCGUACGCAGCCUUGCCUGCGCCAGGGCCGCAGCCGGGACCCACGGCCAUCGCGGUGGCGCAUCACCACCACCACCAUCUGCCCAUGUACCCGACGGCGCAGUACGUGGGCCAUCGGCACGCCAUCCAGCAUGUGGCAGCCAUCUUCCAGCCGCCCCCCACACCUGGGUACCCUCAGGGAAUCCACCCAGCGUUCCUGCCGGCACAGUACCAGUACACGGGGGCUGGGGGGCCCCACCCAUCUCUGCCCACGCCUCCCAUGCCCCUGCCCGGUGUGGCCAUGCAGACGGUGCCGCAGGUGGCGGUGCACCACGCCUACCAGCCCGACGCCGGGCUGCAGCUGACGCCCGUGGCGUUUGGAGCCGUGCAGACUGGGCCGUCCUUCCAGCUGCUCUCCGGGCCGACCCUGCAGACGCUGCCGCCAGUGUCGCAAGCCGCCCCCCCGCCCCAGGCACCCCCCGCUGGAACUCAGACGCUGGCGGCUGACGAGCAGCAGCAGCAACAGCAGCAGCAACAGCAGCAGCAGCAGCAGCAACAGCAGCAGCAGCAGCAGGUGGUGGUCAGCCCUCAAGGUCUGCUCCACCUAUUGUCCGCCUACAGAGUCGGGAUGCUCGCGCUGGGGAUGCUGGGACGGCGAGCGCACAACGACCACCCCAACAACAUCUUCUCGCGCAGCCCACCCUACACAGAGGACGUCAAGUGGCUGCUUGGCCUUGCCGUCAAACUCGGCAUCAGCCACGUGCACCAGUUCUGCAUGGGCGCCGCCAAGGGCCUCUUGAGUCCGUUCGUGCUGCAGGAGCUGAUCCUGGAAGCCGUGCAGCACCUGUCACGGCAGAACCCGGCCAACCUGCACGGGCACCUGCGCUCACCCGCGCUCAGCCAGCUCGUUCAGCGCUGUCAGCAGACGUACAGACAGUGCAUCGAGCAUCGUUUGUACCACAUCAGCCCGGCGGACUACGACGACUUUGUGAGCCUCAUCUGCAGCGCGAGGGCCGCCUUCUGCCUCACGCCCGUCGGCAUGGUGCAGUUCAACGAGGUGCUGCAGGGCCUGCGCCGCUCAAAGUACUGCAAGAAGGAGCUGUGGCAGCGCAUCUUCGCCGAGAUGGCCACGUACACUGCGUGAUGGGCACCCCCCAUCGCUCCGGUCUGCGUCUAAUGCUGCUCGCCUGCUGGACUGUGGGCCGCUGUCAAUAAUUCCUUGCAGUAUUGGCUACAUCCAGUACCGCCCCCCCCCCCCACCUACCUACCUUUGCUCAGUUGUGCCGCCCCUUUCGUCCAGUGCUGCCCUUUGUCGCAGUCUUGCCCCCUUCCAUUCAGUGCCACCCACAUUCAGCAACGGCUGCCACCUACACACGUCAUUCACUGCCACCCCUUCCAUCUGCUACCAGCCACCAUCUUCAUCCGCUGUCACCUUAGACCGGUGCCGCCCCCUUGAUGCGUUAAGAUGGAUUCCCAAGCUCGCCUUUCCUGCCUGGCGCCCGCCAAGCAAACGCACAUCGACGCUCGGCGAAUUGUGGUCGGGACGAACGGAGGUGGCGUGCGCUGCACUGAUGUGACGGCUUUACGGUCAGACUAGCGGCUGCGGUCUCGUCCGCCCCCCCCCCCCCACCCCCUCUCGCGAGCCCAAACACACCAACACUGUCUGCCCCCGUGUGGCGGGUCCGGUCGACGGAACGGGCCGAGAUGCGCGCCGGCAUUGCGCCGCUGCCCUCGGGCCCGCGCCGAUCUGCACGCCGGCGUUCUAAUGCCACGUUCUCGCCCGUGACGUCUCCGGUACCCCGUUGCAGAGCCCGGCAGCCAAGGGGCGCCGCUGCCCCGCCGCCUGACGUUCACCCACCCGUCUGCCUCCCGUCUCCGGGAGUUGUCUCCCUUGUGAGUCCGUCCAACGUCUUGGCUGCCUGCUCCGUUUCAUUUUCUUACCAGGUCUGUCUGGGUGAUCCUGAUGCUGUCCUCCCCCCCCCCCCCCCCCCCGUGCAGUUUGUUUGCCGAGGGUAGCGGUGAUUGGACGAGCUCGCUGCAAAUUGUCGUAUAUAUUUUUUUCUUCGUUCGUUGUUUCUUCCAAUACACGUCCAUGGCCUCUAUUAUUGUGUUUUUGUUUUCUUUGAUUUGUUUUUGUAAUUAUGAAGCCUAACCAGCGCGGUUAAUCAAUUGGAUUGUUGCUCAGAUCCUUCGGCAGAAGUACAAAAUGCAAUAAAACUACCAGGUUGUGUGUAGAGCCUGUAACUUGUGGUAUACUCACCCAAACUCUGCAUAUCAUCAUUCAAAGUCAAGUCACAGGAAAAGGGGGUUCCCACUGCCCAUACUAGCUGGCAUGAGGUGGCAUACAUGUUCAUGUGAGAUGACACACAUGUUCAUCAGUGGUCCUGAACCAGCUGUGGAAAUUCCAUGUUUCCAUGUCAAGAGACCAGUCUUAAUCAAGGGACCCUCAACUUUUGUCAAUUCCAGAAAGUGGUAGAGAUUAUUUCAGCUACAGAGGAGGUGCGAUGGGCUGAGUUGACCCCUGACUAGGCUGGGUCGCUCUUGACCUUCCAUUUGUGAGUUGAGAGCUUCAAGCGAUGAUUCCACCUCAACAUGUACACCAUCGUGGAUGGAAAGUAUAUUCUCUAGCGAGUGAGAAACACACGUGGUUUGCUUUGUUUUGUCAACAAGUUUACGCAUUCACAAUUUGUGUAAGAAAUCUUUUAAAAACUAAUUUUCAUCUUCCCAGCCAAAAAGGAGUGUUUGGGGGGGUCCCAUUUCCCCAAUCAUUAGCAUGACACUUUGUUUACAAAGACUCAUAACCCAUUGUAGUUUGUUAUAAAUGCUUGCAGGUGUAGCGUCUUUUUAAACAAAAGUUUUUCAUACGAACCCAGAUGUCGGCGGCACGCCAUCAUGGUUGUAAACAAGUUUUGGGCAAACAUCCUGAGUUUCGACCGCUGUCUUUGAAUGCGCGGUAGGGAACAGUGGUGCGCUGUGUCCAUUUAGGAAUUACACAGCGUAUAUUUUUGUGACGUUUAAACCAUCCGUUUGCUGUCGGGUGGCUCGCUUUGGCCGAGUUCAGCUCGUAAAUCCCCGUGGAGUACCAGUAACAAAAAACAUAUACGAAGCAUUUUUGUAAGUGUGAAGGUUGUCAGAAUUUAAAUCAAUUCUGAAUGAUAACAAUUUUACCAUUUAUGGUUUUUAUUAAAUACAACAAGAAACCCAGCACAGAAAUAUCUCCAGAUCCAGGUUUUAAUUUGUGUAGAUGAUUUAAAUACAUAUACAAGUUUCCAUACACAGCUCAGUUUUGUGAUUUGUUUUUAAAAUGGAACAAACCGUCUCAGUAAAGGACAUCAAACACAUAUUUUCUGCUCACGUUUGCCAGCGCCCUUAACAAGAAGCAAGUUCCAAGGGUGACUGCUGUUUGCCCUCAUAUACUGGAGAUAUAAAAACGAAAAUGGGUUUAUAUUUAACCGCACCAGAUGUGGUGGAUGGUAGUGAUAACUGUACCGGAGGUUCAAUUAUGCCCACCACCACGAUAGCAAAAAAUCCCUACGUCAAGAGCUUCAUCGCAAUUACACGCCGUCUCGUCAAGAUUGUGGUUGAUGAUGAGAUCAACUAGGAAGUUAGUUAUUCAUGCUCCAAACAUUGACGUGAGAACGCCAUUCCAUUGCCCAGCACUCAGGGAACUCUACUCAUGCAUAUAUUGUUGUUUGCGUACGCAUUAAUUUAAUGUAUACAUAUAGGCGCAGGGGCUCCCCUCUUCCCCUCGUGCCCCUCCUCCCCCUCGGGGUGGGUGGGGGGCAGAGAUCCCAGUGUUUUAAGUUCCUUACCUACGUGGGUUUAUAUUUAACCACACGUUGUGAGGUGGAGUGUUGGUGGUAAUGACGCGCUAGGUGGUCACCACCCGCUCCGAUAACUUCACCGAAAGUUCAGUCAUGUCCAUCACUUGACGACAAAAAUCCGUAGGUCAAGCGCUUAGUUGCAGUUGCACGCUGCCUCGUCGGAUUGUGUUUGAACAAGUGAAUAAGGAAGAAAGUUUCCUCUCCAAAUUAGUUUUAUUUUGCUUGUGUCCCCCUUUUCUUUUUUUUAACAAAUGUUGAUUGGGAGCAAACAUUGGUCCGACACCUAUUGACCCAUUAACUCAAUCGUUUUCCGUUUGCUAAUUUUAUCAUCGCACACGUAGCUCUGCUUGGCACGUGCACGUUGAUUAUGUCUUUGAAUUGCAUUUCUCCUCUGUAGUUCCAGGUUUGGCCCUGCUCUGGUUUGAUGUGGUCCUACUGCCUCUUCAAUUUAACCCACUGCUCAGCUCUCCGAUGUGUCUUCGUGUUCGUACUGCGCGUUCGUUCCGCGUGUUUUGCACGGUGUGAUGUCUGGCGUUUCGGCACGUUGGAGAAGAGCGUACCAGUCAUCAUGCCUGAUAGAACACGCGGUGCGACCCAGAAACACGCCGGAGUUCGAUACGGCACAACCCGCGAACACAUAGGCAGCAACCGUGGCUAAAAUGGAACUUUCCUGGAGUUAGUGUGUUUUUUCCGGAUAACGUGGACGGUGUUCAAACGUAACGUUUCCCAUUCUCCGCAAUGUUUUCGGUCACCAAAUUGAUGUACACGUUGCGCAAUUGGCAUUCUGAUACACGUCGAAUGCGUGGUCUGAUUCGGAGCCAACUACGCACCCAACUAGCUCCACAGAACCGCUCGGCAUGGUCAGAAAUGACCCGACAUCACAGGCUCUAACCAGACAUCACUCAUGGUCCCGUCUGUGACAUUCCCUACAAUUUGCUCUUGUCGAUCCUGCAAAUGAUAGCAGUUUGCACAUGACGGCCUGGUUUUAAUGUCAAGUGGCUAUUCGUGAUUCCCAAGAUUAAAAAAUUCUAGAAAAUAUGAAUGGGUAAAAAUAUAUUUUUUGGUACAUUUUGGUCCGAAUAUUUCCCCGUUUGCAGCCAAUUCCUGGCUAUAUUUAGCAGUGUUUUUUGCUGACUGAUAUGUUUUAUGUUAAAAUGCUCAACGUCAAUGGACUGACAUGGAAAUCGAUGAUUGUCAGGCCACAGGCAAGUACACGUAGUGAAUGUCACUACGAUAUAAGGUUGUGAUUGUGUCAAAUUUAGUUUUCAGAGGCAGAAUUUCUUUAAAAUUGGUGUGAACUAAGAAUGGUUUGUAUAUACAAAUUGGGUAAACGUGUGUUGGUUACAUCACGUCUAAAGUUAAUUGCUGCAUGAUCUUUAAGAGCACCAAAUGUCACAUCACAAAACGCGCAAUUUCGUACAUUGCAUAUUGAACUAUUCGUGCGGCACCAUCAUAAUUGUACAUGGCACAUACGCGUGCCUGAUAAUUGUUUUGUUUUGUUGUACGUGAUUCGGACAAGAUCGAUACCAAACCCAAACAAACCAGGAUGAAAAACAAGACUAACACAAUACUAAUUCAUUUAUUGAAGGAAAAAAAAUGGGAUUGUCCGUUUGAAAAGCACAUUAUACGGGGUGGUUUCUACAUCUUAACUUGCUGGAGAUGACACGAAAAGGGAGUUAUCUUUUUCUCAAAUUCGCAGCAGCCUUUCAACGUGCCACGCUCUUAAUUUGAAUCGUGAGGCCAGCGUCGUGCGGGCGGAAAAACCCCGAGCAAUGUCAUUGGUGGGCAGCAGAGGCAAGUGAUGAAUGACCUGGUCGCCGUUUAAAUUCAGUUUGUACCCCCCCCCCCCCCCCUAGUGGUGUGUCGACUCGCGUGUUCUGAGAAGAGAUUAUUUUGCGAUGUAUGCAAAUUAUAUCCAGAUAACGUGCUCGUGAGCCUUUCGGCUCAGAGCGUCGACUGAACGAUACUGAAGAAAACGACGGACGGCACACAUCACGACGGACGAGACCGUACGAAACACGUAACCACUACAAGAUGAGGUGACAACCGAGAAAACGGACAGUACCUACGAGACAAAAAAAAAUUAUUGUCGUGCAGAAUGGUGACCAUUAAUUUUAAAUCGCCACCGAGCGAAUUGCUCGCACAUCUCAUUCUAAUUUGCAGACUCGAUGCGACUCGGCUAUACCAUACAUUAUGGUACUUGAAGGCGGUUAUAGGACAGGACAGUCAGCUUCACACCACACAAGACCUCAUGAUUACAGCGACAAAGUGCAUUUUCAGGUGCGGCCACAGUGCGGUACAUUGGGCGGCAUUAUUUCUCCCGGUGUUCGUGUUACAAGCGGAGAGGUGUCCAGUUGCUUUGAAAACUUAAGGCGCCGCAAUAACAGAUUGCGCCCCGGUGAAAUGUUCGGCUGAUUUUGCAGCCCGGGUCGUUGUGUAGUGUCCACCACGUGUUAUUCGUGAAGUGUUUGAGUGACUGGGCGGUUGUAUUGUGAGGCUGUAAAAAAACAAAUGUGCGCGUCUUGUGUAAUUGCAGCGUCCUCUUGCGGAAACGGAACCCUCCUCUCUCCGUAGCAGCUUCACACGAGGCACACAAAAAAAAAACAACUCAACACAUCCGUCAAUAACGCAGCUUGAAAAGGAAGGGUGUCUAUGUAGGUGACUUUUCAUGGCACGCGUGCACGAUCGUUUUAACUGCCGAUGGGUUUAUGAGUUGCGAAACGGGAGUUCACGUGAGGCAAACUUCAGGGAAGAACUUCAUUUGAGUUCCUAAGACAAAAUACCCCCCGUGUGUAGCCUUUAACAGACUGCUGGGGCAAGUGCUGUUAGCGAGCACUAAUGUAGGCCGGCACGGCACAGCCGGCCGCCUUUGUCUCCCGAUUGGCGAUGUUUGCUACGCACUUGCACCAGGUGCUCGUUUGAGACCGACUGAUUGGAGUUCCUCACACUACAACACACGGGCACUCGUAAGACGCCUUCCCGUCGGAAGUCCCCGAUCACACGUCGCAAACCCCUGUCCCCCUGUCCCCCGAAAUGGUUCUAGAAAGUUCCUCUUAACGACUCCUUUCCCUUUUAAAUUUUGAUUUAAAGCUUUCGUGACUGCAGGGAUUAAUAUUCUUGGUUCUUUCGGUAAAGUCACGUAGAAGGGAAACAAUACAAUAAUAAAAAUAUAAAACAAUAAAAUUCUCACGACGCUUCGACUACAAAACAAGCAAUCAUCAUCACCAGGUGAUGAUGAUUGCAGGUCCUUAAUUUUAUUCAGGAUGCAUCGCCAGGUGAUGAUGAUUGCUUGUGUUGCAGUCGAAACGUCGUGAUAAAUAUAUUUUUUAUAUUUUUAUUAUUUUAUUGUUUCCCUUCUACGUGACUUUACCGAAAGAACCAAGAAUAUGACUCCUUUCCCGCCCUAUCUCUCCUCCUGUCCCCCGUCUGCUUUUUCUUGCCAGCUGCUUUCCCGCCGCCUCCUUGUGUUGGAUUAAUUUCGACCGUGUCCUUGCCUAACCUCGAUGUGACCCAACCCGGCCCUGACAAAAAUAGAUUUAGUCUCGAAUAAAAAAAUAUUGUUUUUUUUAAUCUAAGGCAUUAAACAGAAUACACCAGCUUUAGAAAAUGUGUCCCUCUCGAGUCCAGGAGAGGUAUUUUUGCAAGUCCUUAAUUUUAUCCAGGAUGCAGUGAUUGAUAAGGAAGAUUAUUAUUUCUGCGAGCGAGGUGACGUCUGGAGGUCACCACCAGUUGUGCUAAUAUAGCCCACGUGUGUUUUUCUUUACAGAUUGGGGGCCCUAAAACCAGGCAUUUUCAACUAAAUUUGCUCAACUGUUCAGAGAGAAAUGUCAUGCAAACAGUUUCACGUAACUUAAGACUCCUUGCCAUUGCAUCAUUACUUGUGAUUCAAGGUCGCAAUUUGAUUCAGAAUCACUGCAAUUUGAGCAAGGAACUACUCUUAACUUUGUUCGGUGAAUGGUAGCACCUUUCGUAGCUUGCUGGGGUGGAUUCCAUCUCACUACGUAGAGCGCAUGAUUUGCCAAGUGUCGAUUCUACAAGCGAUUUGUUACACGUAUCUCGAGCCUUAGAAUCAAUGACAGUCGAGGGAGUUGAUGCAUCGUUACACCCCUAUCCGAUGCACACAACGCGAGUGGUGUGUUGUUGUGUUUGUUCGCAUACUGAGGAUUGUGUUCAAACGCGUGAAAACUCCAUUUAAAUUUGGCCACGUGGCUUUGUUAACAAAAAUUCCCCCACUCUCCCGCGUAUCGUUAAUUCGCGCAAUUCUCAAUACGUCGGGGCAAAUGACCGUCUGAGCGGACGCGUCUAUAUUUGCGUCUUUUUUUCUUGUUUACUUUUCAUUCAAGACAUUUCUCAUUGAAACAUUGAUGUCGUGCACCCCCUCUCGUACCCACACCUGAACGAGCCCGCGCGAUCCGUUUGAACUGGGAAGGGGUUCCACACGCACUGGCUAACUGAGAAAUGUCAAAAUUGGCGUCAGGUACCGCGCGGGUAAACUGGAACUCUAUCUCGCGCCGUCUCCCCGCCGGUGUCGAGACGGCCGACGAUUGAGUUGGUGUGUUUUUGUGUUGUGUCGGGCAGAAGGGGGGGCGGGUAGCAUUUGUGUUUGCAACCUCGAUUCUAACCACGGGCCCGAAUGGCUGGGGGGGGGGUGAGGUGGAAGAGGGGGGGGAGGUUCCUCUUUCCACGCCUUGCAAACCGUGCUCCGGCCCGUUAGGUAUUAACAACAAGAAUGACGCAAGGUGCUUUAUUUUCCCAUGCGAGAAAGGACGAAGAGGGCACAAAAAAUAACGACUCUGAAGAGGCCGUUGACUUAGAAAGGAAUUGAGAGCAUGGUGGGAGAUGUUCGUGAAAAAAAUUAAGUCGAUAUUUUUGUAUAAUCGUUUUACCGAUUUCGGAUUUGUCGUCUUUCCCCCCCUCCCCUUUUCUGAACGCAUGCUGACGAUGCAUUUAUUUUUGGGUGUUGCUGUUUAGGUGUGGUGACGAUUUGAUUCCGUUACCACGUUUUUGUUGGGUUAUAUGCGUGUGUUCGGCAGGAUUGCCCACUUUUGGCCGUGUGAAACCCCCUUAAGGGGUUAUUGCCGAGCCCUAAGCAAUGUAACCCAAUGAUUGUGUCUCCUUCACGGUGGCCAUUGGUGACUGACAUGGAAUCAGGCGGCACGUAUAAAAUAUCGGGUGUGAAAGGAGGCAUCAUGAUUGUUUUUUUUUCUUUGAAGGAUGACACAGUUAUGACAACUAUACCACAGGAUUUACAACUGCCGUUUUUACUUGGUGAUCGAUUUUUUUCGUUACUUUCUAAAAAAAAAAAAUUCAAAAAUUUCUCCACAAAACUAACAACAAUUACGGGGAAAGAAUUUGUAUUGCAACAAUUUGUUAUUUUCUCCCUUAAAGUACAAAGUGUUAUUUUUUUUGAAAAAUAUUAAGCAGCUAUGAAUGGAAGUGGGUGAUAAUUCUUCAUAUAAUAAAAAUAUAAUUGCCGGAACGUUAAAAUAAUUGUGGAAAAAAAAUUAGAAUUUUUUUUUUAUUGCUUAUUCAUUGAGUAAUUGUGUUUAAUGUUUCAUUAUUUUUUAGACUUGCAGUGUUUAUAACAUUCCUACGUGUAUUGCUUUUUUUUCUUGUAUAUUUCUACUUUGUAAACAAACUGGUAAAGGUUCCAUGCUUUGUUUGUGUGUGCAGAAAAUCAGUUUAGGCAAGCGAGUGGUUGUGUGUGUAACGGAAUGGACCUACAAGUGGGACAGUCUCCCUUACCCACAACUGACUUUACUUUGAUCGUUUUAUACAAAUGAUAACGUGUAAAACCCUGUUUCAUUUCUCUGUUGGUUUGUUAUCGUAGAGAUGUGUUGAGCCGUUUUCCUCCAACCUGUUUAGGAAAUGUAUCAAAUUACUUUAUGAAAUAAAAAAACAUUUCUCAAA
Molecule: messenger RNA, 15721 nt
Organism: Petromyzon marinus (sea lamprey)
Lineage: Eukaryota; Metazoa; Chordata; Hyperoartia; Petromyzontiformes; Petromyzontidae
Gene: ZSWIM8
Product: zinc finger SWIM-type containing 8
Cellular component (GO): Cul2-RING ubiquitin ligase complex
Molecular function (GO): zinc ion binding
Source: RefSeq, a predicted model, not a curated record